Pelodiscus sinensis (Chinese soft-shelled turtle) is the source of this 1131-nucleotide messenger RNA. Its product is annotated as olfactory receptor 11G2-like. The record is from RefSeq and is a predicted model, not a curated record. Gene Ontology annotation, biological process: G protein-coupled receptor signaling pathway. Gene Ontology annotation, molecular function: G protein-coupled receptor activity; olfactory receptor activity. Lineage: Eukaryota; Metazoa; Chordata; Testudines; Trionychidae. Gene Ontology annotation, cellular component: membrane.
GACUCUUCUCAGACAAGCCUUGAAGUCCAGGAAGGAAGGACCAUGAUGCAACUUUUCUGAGCAUCGCCCACUAGGCUGAGCAGCUCCAAUGGGGUUUUGGAGCCUGGCCUGACCCAGAGAAGCUGACCGACCAUGAAAGGAGGAGCAAGCUAAAGUUACCCAGGGAGAACAGCUGGCUGAACGCCGCAGAGACCUCUGAUGAAUUCGAUCAACGGCAGCACUCCGGUGACCCAGUUCCUGCUGCUGGGUUUCCCCUCCCUGGGCCAGCAGAGCCGUGAGCUCCUCUUUGCCCUGCUCUCGUUGGCCUAUACCUCCACGGUGGUGGGGAACUUCUGCAUCGUGUGGGCCGUGUUGCGGGACCCCCACCUCCAGCGCCUGCCCAUGUACAUCCUGCUGGGGAACUUCUCCUGGCUGGAGAUCUGCUACGUCACCGUCACCACGCCCCGGAUGCUCUAUGACUUGCUGUCCCCCGGCCUCCCCAUCUCCUUCCAUGCCUGCUUCCUGCAGUUCUACUUCUUCUUUGCCACGGGGGGCACCGAAUGUCUCCUCCUUGCAGCUAUGGCCUUGGACCGGUACCUGGCCAUCUGCCAGCCCCUGCGCUACCCCGUCCUCAUGUCCCCCCACCGAUGCUGGACCUUGGUUGCCUUGUGCUGGCUUGCCAGCUUCCUAUGGUACAUAGCGCCCAUCGUCCUCAUCUCCCAGCUCUCCUUCUGCAGCACCUACACCCUGGACCAUUUUCUCUGUGACCCGGGCCCAUUACUGGCCGCUUCCUGCUCCCCAGUGCACUUGGCUGAUCAGAUCUGCUCCAUCAUGGGUUCCCUCAUGCUCUUCACCACCAUCUUCUUCAUCCUGGCCUCCUACGGGCUCGUCAUCAGGGCCGUGCUAAGGCUGCCCGCAGGGUCCGGGCGGCACAAGGCCUUCUCUACCUGCACCUCCCACCUGGUCAUCGUGAGCUUGUUCUAUGGCUCCCUCACAGUGAACUACGUCAUCCCGACAGCCUCUGAGGGCAGUGGGAAGGUGGUGACGCUGUGCUACACCAUGGCGACCCCGCUGCUCAACCCGUUGAUCUACAGCCUGAGGAACAAGGAGAUGAAGGGGGCUCUGAGGAGGACCCUGCUGGGGAAGCGGUAG